Molecule: messenger RNA, 2631 nt
Organism: Actinia tenebrosa (Australian red waratah sea anemone)
Lineage: Eukaryota; Metazoa; Cnidaria; Anthozoa; Actiniaria; Actiniidae
Biological process (GO): multicellular organism development; protein phosphorylation; cell surface receptor protein tyrosine kinase signaling pathway
Cellular component (GO): plasma membrane; signaling receptor complex
Molecular function (GO): transmembrane receptor protein tyrosine kinase activity; ATP binding
Source: RefSeq, a predicted model, not a curated record
UUUAGUCCCGAGUUUUAAGGAGUAAUUAAUCAAAUCCAUAGUCUCAUGUGUGCAAACGAAGACAAGACUUCCAGUAAAUGACUCCGAGAGCUUGGACAGCCAACCAAAAUGGCAUCGAUUUGGACUUUAACGCUUUCAAGAACUUUUGCACUAGGAAUUUUCGGAUGUCUUUUGGUAAUGAAUGAAUCUACGUAUAAUCUUUCAAAUAAGAGUGGUCUCCAGCGAUCUAACAAACCGAAUGUUUCAGUUUGGGAUGAAAUUCGUCGAAUAUUUGGAGCAACCAUAAUUCGAUUUGAAAAUCUAGGGUGCUACGUGGAUGACAGAAACGAUCGAGCUUUCCUGAUAAGUAGAAAGGAUUCAUUCAAGAACUUUCUGAAUAGUGGGUGGACCAACCUUAAUACCGCCUUUCCAAAAAUGGUUUACGGAUGUGCUAAUUUUACCUUAGAGCAGGGCUAUCGGUAUUUUGGUGUACAGGAUUGGGGAGAGUGUUGGGCUGGUGAUAACCGGUAUGACAAGCAUGGGAAAGGUAAUGGAGAUAAUCUGUGUUCCUAUAGCGUUGGAGGACCUCAUCGAAAUAAAGUGUACAAAUUUCUACCUGUAAACGGAAGCUGGAGCGAAUGGAGUGAGUGGCAAGAGUGCAACCAAACGUGUGGUAAUUCAUAUGCCAAGCGCACGCGUAACUGUACCAAUCCUUCUCCCCGCUGGGGUGGACUCAGUUGUCAAGGAUCUCAUUUGGAGCAACAGAAAUGCAACAGCAACAAAUGUCAAGGGAUAUGGAGCGAGUGGGGUAACUGGAACACGUGUAGCAAGUCAUGUGGACUGGGCCACCGAACAAGACAACGAACAUGUAUAAAGUCCUUCUCAUAUGGAAAGGAAAGAGUUUGUCAAGGAUCCCCUGAGGAAACCAAGAACUGUUAUGUGAUCAUGUGUAAAGAUGUUUUGCAGUCAAUCUACCCCUUCGAAGCCAUUGGAUGUUACUAUUCAUCCUUAACACGCCGAUUACUGCCCAACAUGCUGGAGCAUGACUUUCGAAGCAGUAUUGUAUGGCAUAAUCAUAGCACUGACUCUCUGUCUGCUGUAGUCUUUAGAUGUGCCAAGCAUGUGCAGGUCGACUUCAGCAGCUCUCAAUACUUUGGAUUAGAAUAUUGGGGCGAGUGCUGGACAGGCAACGUCUCGUUGAAGCUGCUUGAAAAAUAUCCCAGAUCGGACCAGUGUUUUCGAACAAAUGAGAAUGUUACAAUUGGAAAAGUAUGGUCGAUCUUUUUGUAUAGAUUCGCACCAGUCAAUGGAAGCUGGUCAUCGUGGGGAUAUUGGAACAACUGUUCUAAAUCAUGCAGAGGAACCAAACGACGCAUGCGCAAUUGUUCCAAUCCACCGGCCCUAUGGGGAGGCCAGUACUGCCAUGGAAAUGGUAUAUCUGAAUUACCGUGUGGAGAUAUUCUAUGUGAUGRCUCGCUUCGUUACCUAUCAAGCAAGGUUGCUGGUCUUACAUCCUCUGGAGUAUUUGUCCUGUUGAUUGCUGCAGUUUUCUUUUUAUGGAUUUUCAGACGACGACGACGAAAAAAAUUGCAAUCUCAGAUGCAUAUCUCAGAUCAAUGGGAAAUAAGUGCAGAGCAAAUAGAGUUCCUGGAGCUCUUAGGCGAAGGAGAGUUCGGCAAUGUAUACAAAGGGGUACUGAGAAAAAAAUCAAAGUCACCGAUGAAAAGAAGAGGAAAGAGUAUCAUGCGACGAACAUUACGAAAGAAAGUUAAAGAUGAAGCUAAAGAAAUAGUUGCAGUAAAAUUAUUGAGAGAAUCAGCCAAUGAAGACCAGAGGAAAGAGUUUAUGGCUGAGAUUAAACUGAUGAAAGAGAUAGGAUCUCAUAUCAACAUCGUCAACAUGAUGGGGUGUCGUACGUUGAUUGAGCCUUUGUAUCUCGUGGUGGAACUGGUUCCUUAUGGAGACCUGUUGAACUUUCUGAGGAAGCGACGACAGCAACUUUUGAGACUUUUAAAGGAAAACAGCAAGUCUUCGUACAGUACUUACUAUGACAACGUACGAGACAGUAGCACGACCUUCAACUAUGGAAGGAUGAUAGACGAAUCUCCAGCAAGAAGAAAUCAUCACAGGCAGGAUUCAAGUUGUGUCAUAGUCAGUUAUCAACGAGGACGGGACGACGAUGAUGGCGAGCGCGUACAGAUUAGAAGAGGUCGAGAAAAUGCCUGUGAAGUUGACGAUAAUACUCUGACACCUAAUGAUUUGUUAGCGUUUGCAUGGCAAAUAGCACAGGGCAUGGAAUAUCUAUCAAGAAAGAAAAUAGUUCAUCGUGAUUUAGCAGCAAGGAACGUUUUGGUUGGCGAGAAGAAAGUAUUGAAGGUAGCAGAUUUUGGCUUGUCUAGAAAUAUCUAUGACGAUGCGAUAUACUACUCCCAGAAACGACGAAAGCUACCAAUCAAAUGGAUGUCUCCUGAGUCUCUGUAUGAUCAAGUGUUUACGCCAAGUAGUGAUGUGUGGUCUUAUGGUGUUGUACUUUGGGAGAUUGCAACGUUAGGAGGUUGUCCAUAUUCCACGAUAAGCAAUUACAAGAUUCCUAAGAUGCUGAAAAAUGGAUACAGAAUGAGCAAGCCUGAUUUCUGUCCAGAUGAAAUGUAA